Messenger RNA from Benincasa hispida (wax gourd), 1133 nucleotides. RefSeq names its product mitochondrial import receptor subunit TOM20-like. The record is from RefSeq and is a predicted model, not a curated record. Lineage: Eukaryota; Viridiplantae; Streptophyta; Magnoliopsida; Cucurbitales; Cucurbitaceae. Gene Ontology annotation, biological process: protein insertion into mitochondrial outer membrane. Gene Ontology annotation, cellular component: mitochondrial outer membrane translocase complex. Gene Ontology annotation, molecular function: protein binding.
AAAGCAAAGCUCUGUGGCACGGAACCCUACUGGUUGUGUAGUCGUUCCAAUCGCCAUAGCCAAGUUAAUCAGAGAGAAGCUCCCUGAUUGCCUCAUCGGAGCUCAAAUCUGACUUCCUAGGUUCUCGCCGGAAUCCCCCUUUCUCUUUCAUUUAUCCAUUUGUCAACCAUGGAGUUUUCUCAGGAUGAUUUUGAUCGCCUUCUUCUCUUUGAGCACGCUCGAAAAACCGCCGAAGCUAACUACGCCUCCAACCCGCUUGAUGCCGAUAAUUUGACCAAGUGGGGAGGGGCGUUGCUAGAGUUAUCUCAAUUUCAGAGUGUUUCUGAUUCGAAAAAUAUGAUCAAAGAAGCUGUUGUGAAGCUGGAGGAGGCUUUGGCUAUUAAUCCCGCGAAGCAUGAUGCUCUUUGGUGUCUUGGGAAUGCUCACACUUCACAUGCUUUUCUUACUCCCGACGGGGAUGAGGCCAAGAUCUAUUUUGAUAAAGCACACGAGUGUUUCCAGAAUGCCCUAGAUGAGGAUCCUAGUAAUGAACUAUAUCGCAAGUCCCUUGAAGUCAAUGCAAAGGCACCCGAGUUUCAUUCAGAGAUCCACAAGCAUGGUAUCGGUCAACAGAGUGCAGGGCCUUCAGGUGGGGGAGCUACUGCUGCUUCAAACCCAAAGAAUAACCAGAGUUCCAACAAGAAGAAGAGCAGCGAUCUAAAGUAUGACAUAUUCGGAUGGAUCAUCCUUGCUGUUGGAAUUGUUGCAUGGGUUGGAAUGACAAAAUCCAACAUUCCACCUCCUCCUUCGAGGUGAGACUUUUAGAUUCUGGACCUGCAAAUCUGCUCUUCUGAAAAGUCUAUUUGCUGGAAUGCCCCUCAUGGCAGUGUCCAAAAGGAUACAAUGAAAAAGAAUCAUUACAUUGUGAUGAAGAAUCUAGAAUCCUGCCUCCCUACUGGUAUUUUUUAACUCACAAGUGCUUCUCAUAUCUAUUGUGCUAGGUUAGCUUUGAGAUCAUUUUUGUUAAGUAAAACUCAAAUAUGCUUUAGCAUAGCAGUUUUUUUUUAUUAAAGAUAGAAAAUAUUUGAACUUGUAGUUGGUUGAGUAAUAUUACUAUGUCGGUUCGUUCAAUUUUAGCCUUUUGCUUUCCGGUA